Bufo gargarizans (Asiatic toad) is the source of this 797-nucleotide messenger RNA. It is a transcript of the gene PPIL3, whose product is annotated as peptidylprolyl isomerase like 3. Gene Ontology annotation, molecular function: peptidyl-prolyl cis-trans isomerase activity. The transcript is spliced from 6 exons. The record is from RefSeq and is a predicted model, not a curated record. Lineage: Eukaryota; Metazoa; Chordata; Amphibia; Anura; Bufonidae. Bases 79 to 564 code for a protein of 161 amino acids. Gene Ontology annotation, cellular component: catalytic step 2 spliceosome. Gene Ontology annotation, biological process: protein peptidyl-prolyl isomerization; protein folding.
AGGAAACAGCGGGGGCGUCCAUGUUAGUACACCCGGCUCAGGCAGCGCUGUCUCGGCUCCAUCUUCCCCUUGGACACGAUGGCCGUGACUCUUCAUACAGAUUUGGGCGACGUCAAAAUUGAGGUGUUUUGUGAGCGUGCCCCGAAGGCGAGUGAGAACUUCUUGGCGCUGUGCGCCAGUAACUACUACAACGGCUGCCUCUUCCACCGCAACAUCAAAGGCUUCAUGGUGCAGACCGGGGACCCCACAGGGACGGGGAAGGGCGGUGAGAGCAUCUGGGGGCGCAGAUUCGAGGACGAGUUCAGCGAAUACUUGAAGCACAACGUGCGCGGUGUCGUCUCCAUGGCGAAUAGCGGCCCCAAUACCAACUCCUCGCAGUUCUUCAUCACGUACGGAAAACAGCCGCAUCUGGACAUGAAGUACACCGUGCUCGGGAAAGUCAUCGAUGGACUGGACACAUUGGAUGAACUGGAAAAACUCCCAGUACAUGAGAAAUCCUUCCGACCACUGACAGAAGUGCGAAUCAAAGAUGUCACCAUACACGCCAACCCCUUUGCCCUCUGACCUGUACAGGGCGCACAGAUGACCCCUCUGGACUCCUGCAUCCUGCCCUCCAUUCAUCUGUAUCAGAUGCUACAUUGUGUACAACAGCAGUGCAGAGUCUUUCAGGGGCUGUACUGCCCGGUCUCCUGCCACAAGGAUAUUCAGGUUCACAUCCAGACAUCAGGUGACAGAUGUCUUCUGGGUUUUGUUUUUUGAGUAUUUUUAUAAAAAAAUUUGGUGAAAAAUAAAAUUAU